Molecule: messenger RNA, 2025 nt
Organism: Chrysemys picta bellii (western painted turtle)
Lineage: Eukaryota; Metazoa; Chordata; Testudines; Emydidae
Gene: YJU2
Product: YJU2 splicing factor homolog
Biological process (GO): mRNA splicing, via spliceosome
Cellular component (GO): U2-type catalytic step 1 spliceosome
Source: RefSeq, a predicted model, not a curated record
GGCGCUGGCUCCAGGAAGUGCCCGUGGCGCUGUGGUGGGCGGAGAGUUAGCGCGGGGCGGACUCGGGCUGGGCACAGGCAGGGGGCAAAAUGUCGGAGAGGAAGGUUUUGAAUAAAUACUACCCGCCGGAUUUCGAUCCGUCUAAAAUCCCGAAGCUCAAGCUCCCAAAGGACCGGCAGUAUGUUGUGCGGUUGAUGGCUCCGUUCAACAUGAGGUGCAAGACUUGUGGUGAGUACAUCUAUAAAGGCAAGAAGUUUAAUGCCCGCAAAGAGACUGUUCAGAAUGAAAUGUACCUGGGGCUUCCCAUCUUUCGCUUCUACAUCAAGUGCACCCGCUGCCUGGCAGAAAUCACAUUCAAGACGGAUCCUGAGAACACAGACUACACCAUGGAACAUGGCGCCACUCGGAACUUCCAAGCUGAGAAGCUGUUGGAGGAAGAGGAGAAGAGGGUGCAGAAGGAACGAGAGGAGGAAGAGCUGAACAAUCCCAUGAAGGUUUUGGAGAACCGGACGAAGGACUCCAAGCUGGAGAUGGAGGUUCUGGAGAACCUGCAAGAGCUGAAGGAGCUGAACCAGCGUCAGGCAAAUGUGGACUUUGAAUCCAUGCUGAAGCAGUAUAAGGACUAUGAGGAAGAGCGGAAACGAAGGGAGCUAGAGGAGGAUGAGACGGAGAUGAAAGCUAUGCUGGAACAAGCCCAGAGCAGGCGAUUCCUGGAAGACUCUGACUCUGAUGAGGAAGCUACCCAAGUGCCCUCAAGAUCAGGACCGAAAACGAAACCUACAGACAUCUUGCAGGAGGAUACUGAGCCCCAGAGUAAGAAGCUAAAGACUGAAAGCUGGGAGAGGAGUGUGGGCAAACUGAACAGCAAGUCCCAGCUGGCAGGCCUGGUCACUGUGAAGAAACAGACCCCGGGCUCCACCACAGCUAACGGUGUGGGGAAGCAAACUACACAACAAAGCUCAGAUGCUGGAAGUUGGAGCUCCUCACUACCUGCUGUGACCCAGCCCCCAUCAGCAGCCCAGGGCUCUUCCCUCAGCCUGUUGGGGGCGUAUUCAGACAGCGAAGACAGUACCAGUGAUUGAGUUGGUGGGUCUCUGCUGAGAGCUCUCACUCCACUUCCUUACCCUGCUGGAGUAGAGCGAGGCCAGGGGUUGGCAAUAGGGCAGAGUUUCCUCUCUUCACCCCACCACCAGGCAGCUGCUGUCCUAAUAACCAAAUCCUGCCAGAGAGCUGGCGUCCUUGUGCAUAGAAGAUCCCAGUGGGAUUCCCAGGCCGUCUGCACACAUGGCCAGUCAUGUGUAAUCGGAGCUGCUCUCCCUUCCUGGAAACCCCUAAUGUACCGUCAUGUUGCAGCAUUCCUUCAAACUGGGAUACAGGAGUACUGCUUCCAAUGCAACCAGAUUGCCUGCAGGCAUCUCUUCCCAUUAAACAUCCAUCAAUCUGGGCUCCUGUCAGCCUGUCGUGAGUGAUGGUGGCACCAGCAAACCAGAGCUGCCCAGGGGAAGAAUCUCUAUUAGAUGAGACACGCUUCCUCUUUCCAGCCUCUUCGGAGAAAGGUUCCCGACCAUGUGUUUGGGGAGAUUGGGGAGUAGAAAGUGGCGAUAGCGGGAGCAGAGCCCCAAAGCAUGUCGGAAGGGGCUGAGAGCAGCAGGUCACCUACUGCGGCUGGAAUCCAUCAUGCUGUCUUUAUCGAAAGCCUUGUCAUCAGCAGCUAAGUGGAGGGUAAUGAAGUGUGUGGUUCUAUAUACCAGCAUCUCCCUCACCGCGCAGCAGUCUCCUGGAAUUCCUGUAAAGCCCAGUCUGUCACCAGGCCCCUCUGUUAACUCUUCCCGUGUCUGAAUUCUUGGCAUGGGGCUGCGAUUUAAUGUGUAACUUGUUUUGCUCUUCUCUUGUGUCCUCCUCAACAUGGCUACAUUUAGCCUGUGCUAAAGCGAGAGGCAGCGCUGAUGCCUCUCGUUUCCCAUGAGGAUCAUGGAAUUUUUAACACCGUUUAACUUCAGAUGUAAUAAAGGAUUCUGAAGAGCA